AUGGACUACUCUUCCAUCUCCAAUGAUCCCGAGAACUCUGCGGGCGCUUCGCCAUGGGGAUCUCCGCGCAACGAUCGAACCACAUUCCCCACCUCCGGCACGAGCGACAUCCCGUCAUCUCCAUUACCAGGGCAGGUACAAUCCAUCGAGGGAUCUGAGCGAGGCUAUGAGUCACAAUCCCCCGCGCGCUACCAGACUGGCCUACGGCAGCCGAACUCCCGGCCUGCUGCACCUGUGUACAAGAUUCAGGCCAAGAUCACCGGUCUAGAGAGGACAGGGAAGAAGGACCCUAUCCUUCGCUUUGAUGUCCACACCAACAUUCCCAAGUUCCGCACAACUCAGUACCGCGAUGUUCGCCGCACCCACUCCGAGUUCGCCAAGCUUGCCGACCACUUGAUCUCUGCCAACCCGGAAGCGUUCGUUCCCGCCGUGCCGCCUCCCGUGACUCCGGCUGGCGCAGGUACCGAUGAGGAUGAAAUCAGGGUUAAGGCUUCGAUGCAGCGAUGGCUCAAUUGCGUCCUCAGCAAUGAGAUCCUCAUCCAGGAUGACGAGGUGGUGCUGUUUGUCGAGAGCGACUUCGGAUACAGCCCGGUUCUGCACAUGAAGCAACCUGCGACUGGCGUGCGACGCAAGAUGCUUAAGCAGUUUGCGCCGCCACCGGAUGACACGCCUGAGCUACAAGCUGCUCGCCCCAUCGUUAAGCUGUUCUACUUGGGAUCCAUGGACUCGAGCCACAAGGUCGACCGGAUCGUGAAAGCUCGCCGCGGAGUGGGACUGGCCGAAUCUGAUUUUGGUGUGAAGAUGGCGCAAAUGCACGUGCAGGAAACCCAUCCUGGCCUGAGCCUGGCCUAUCGCAAACUCGGCAAGGUCAUUCAGACGGUGGGUGAUUUCCAUGCUGUCCAAGCGACCGGUGAGGCCACGACCCUUGGGGAGCCCCUGGGUUACCAUUCUUCAGAUGCUUUGAUUGUCAAGGAGACUUUGACCAACCGUCACAUUCUGUUGCGCGAACUCCUUCAAGCCCGGCAAACCGCACAGAGUAAGCGUGCCGCUGCAGACCGCUUGAAGGUCAGCUCGUCCGUCCGCCCUGACAAAGUCGACGAGGCAAUCAACGCACUGGAAGAGGCGCAGAGCCAUGAGGAUUACCUCACCAAGCGCACCCAGCGCGUGACAACGAACCUACUCCAGGAAAAGCGUCGUUGGUUUGAUCGAACCACUAACGACCUUUUGUUCAGCCUCCGCGAGUAUACUUUGCGCCAGAUCGAAGCCGAACGACGCACCCUGGCUACCCUGGAAAGCGUUCGACCCGAUAUCCGUGCCAUUGAUGCUUCUGGUGGUUUGAGCCGGCUGGGCCGCGAAGCACACCCCACCGUCCGUCGGUCUAACAUGGCAUCUAGCCAAGGUCCGAAGGGCGAUGCCUGGAGUGGUGUUCCCCGCCGUGUGGACGGCACGGGCCGUAGUAUGAGUGGCAGCUUCACGGCUCCCAACCUGAACGAUGACGAGGACGAGGAGAGUCAUCCCGAGACUGCUCAGGGCCGUGUUCGAUCUACGAGCCAGGUUGGAUCGAUUGCCGAGGAUGAUGAUGAUCGACUGGAUGCGCGUAACGCUGCCAGCCGGCUGGCCACCAGCACAUUCUGA
Messenger RNA from Penicillium maclennaniae, 1635 nucleotides. Its product is annotated as retromer subunit VPS17. NCBI's taxonomy places the organism in Eukaryota, Fungi, Ascomycota, Eurotiomycetes, Eurotiales, Aspergillaceae. The transcript is spliced from 4 exons. Gene Ontology annotation, biological process: retrograde transport, endosome to Golgi; intracellular protein transport. Gene Ontology annotation, molecular function: phosphatidylinositol-3-phosphate binding. The record is from RefSeq and is a predicted model, not a curated record. Gene Ontology annotation, cellular component: endosome; retromer, tubulation complex; retromer complex. The coding region runs from base 1 to 1635 and encodes 544 amino acids.